GGCGGAAUAAUGAAACAACUGAAAGCGUUCAGACUAAAACAGGCAACAGUUGUGACACAUCAAGAGUUCAAUAAGGCUCUUGUAAAUGCUGUACCAGCUCUACCAGACGACAGUCCCUUACGAACUCUAAUGGAAAACUACGUUAUGUUGACGCUCACUGACAAGUUUAUGCCUCUGUGUCGUCUCUACCUGUUAGUUCACACCAGGGCAGCGACAAUGGCUAACUCUCUGGACGAUUUACUGCAGACAGUUGUUGCAAGCUAUGCUAAAUGCCAGAGUGGACGUGCAGAAGAGAGUCAACUGAGAAUACUGAGUGAAGGCAUCGAUGCUUUCAACUGUAUUGUGACAGCAACAGACGGAGAGUUAAGUGCAAAUCCGGAAUUGUCUAACGACACUUUUUCUCCAAUCGACGAAAAAACGUCAUUACGAUACGUUUGUUCUCUACCAGAACCAUCCGCACCAGACGCGCUCUAUCGAGCUAUGUCCAGACUAUCGACCGCUCAUGCAACCGUCUUGGACUCUUUUAGAGCGUACAGAAGCUAUUGUGAGGACGAGAAAAUUAAGAGACUUUUAAGUUUGUGUGACUUGGAUGAAGCACGAGAAACGGAAAUUGAAUUGGCUUCUUUUAACGGUGACGGCCUUAUCACUCUGGAACGAAACGAGUUCGAUACAUUGCUUUCUACGUGUCAAACGGACACCGAACAAGAAUUUCUUUCGUUUGAUUUCAGCAAAGUAGAGCGUCUCGUCAUUCAACAGUUUAUCAUGCAAGCAAGGCGCAUCGAUAUUCAAAGAUGCCGUACGAAGCUGGUUUUGCAGUCUCCAUUAGACAGCGAACAAAGACCGAGUCGUUCUCCUUCUCCCAAGUUGCCCGACUUUCUUACCGUGCAGCCUUUGUCGAAGCAAUUUCAGAAAAGUCUGAAUGACAAACAAAGGAGACAUCUGGGGCGGGAGAUCGCUGAGAAGACACUCGACGAAUGCGUCGAGCUGUUGGAAAAUCUUUCUGUGCUUGCUUCUGCCGUCUCUGUAAGUACAUCUUGUGAGAACAUCAAUGCUAUGUCGCUGGCACAGUUUGCUGGAAAGCAUAACCUCAAAAUCUCUUGUCUUCAACGGUGUCCGAGAAUGGCAGCGACGACGCUAGAAUAUCUUAAGAGCGUCCAUACAUUGCUUUCAAAGCAUUUAGUGGAUUGCCGCUAUUUUUAUGCGCAUCUCCGUUCUCUUCCUAGAGAGCCCCUUCCUCAGAGUGACGCCAACGACGUGAGCACCGCUCUUGAUCGUUUGUCGUCGAAAUCGCCCGACGCGAUGCUCCAGCAUUGUGAAUGCUUUACUAAACUCGUCCAGGAAUGUUUUCCCGAUAUUCAACUCAAGGUAGAGUCUUCGUUGGUCGACGUAUUGUUGUCUUCUUGUCAGACUAGCUAUCGAAGAGAAUUUUCUGAGAACUUGGUGAUGACGUGCAUUCCACCGACCGUCUUGGUCAAGCACAUUUCUGAUAUUCUUACGUUUGUUGUGAGAACGGAUGCAAGCACGAGGCAGAAAUUGAUAGACGCAAGGGAGCGUGUCAUGUGGGGAUUCAAAAGCAAGCACACGCCUGCUAUCUCCGAUGAUCAUAUGUGGAAAGAUCUCUGCCUACCGCAAGGUGACACGACUACUCUUUCUGACUGUGUGUUUAGUCACGGGCCAGAAAUGUGGAAGAGUUGUGAAUACCGGCGAGCGUCCCUUUUCUCUUUCAACGCCGAGGUUGUGCGUGUGUGUGAUAACGUUUUUCCCAUGCAGUCUGUUGUCGUGCUUGACUCUUCUACCAGCCGAAAGCCUCGCAAGUAUGACAUUCGCGACGGUAAAAGUCAAGGAGACGGGAAAUUUACAGUUCGACACAGACUGUGUCAGUCGGAUGGAGAGAAACUGACUAACAAAUCGUAUUUGGUGCUCAAAGACGACGAACAACCGUUGCCCGAUUCGUCUACCAAUGUCGUGACUAUGUUGAAAUUUUCUCGAGCUACGACGAGGGUCGUAUGCAUCCACGUCUACGGAGACCACGUGAUCAGGGGUCGGUCUAGUAAGUUGAACGCAAGAGUGGAGACCACACGAGACGGAUGUGUCUUUAAUGCCGAGUUUGCUGCCGUUGCUACAGUGGCAGACGUCUUGUCUGUUGUUCUCACGUUUUGUUGUGACGCCAGCAACUGGGCACUCGUGACGGGUGUCAUCCAUCUCAGAGACGGAAAAGUGCUCGACAAUGACAAACGUCUAGAACAAUUAUCCUCCCAUCAGCUACAACACAUGUGCUGCAACACGUCCGCUAAACGUCUCUUUAAAUGUACUCGUUUCUCGACUUCUCGACUGACUUGUUGUAGCGUCAUUCCAUCCCGAAUGCGAGACUUUAUCUGUCACGUGUUGCAGGACGUACCGCACCUGCCCGAUGCGCAAGACAUCGACAUUCAUUCUUUCUACUUGUGGCCUCCUCUUGAUGACGAAGCACUCUGCAAUACGAUCCGCGAGGUGUGUGUUAUUCCUCGCGAGUCGAUACGCUCUGUGCACGUUAGUCCCGAUAGUAACACGACCGAACCGAUCCGUCGACUUCCCGCCCUGCUGACGACGACAAUGAAAACUGCGGCAAGUUACGCGUCAGAAAUGUCUGGGAUACCGUUUGAUGCUCAGAUCGUUACCAGCUCGUCCGUCUUGUAUCCUAUCGCGGACUACGUGUCCGUCGGUUAUGCUGCAGAAAGAUACGGACAUCAACGUCAAUCGGAGCCACACAUUUGUCUUACAAAACUUCCGCGAGAAUGGCGAGUUAUAGUUUCAAAGUCUUCGCGAGAUUUUUCGGUGUCCGUGCCUAACAAUUGCGUCGUUACUCGACUGCUCGAUCAGAUCUUGAAGGUCACAGAAAUGGAGGAGAAACAUGGACGAGUGUCGGUGGCGGACGGUAGGAAGCAGCUGUUGUUGAUUGAUUCUCGAAGUAUGUGUGUGUUGCCUCGUUUGCUGCAUUUGCCGUUUUGCUACGUCAGUAACGCAACGUUUGAGCCUCGAAGUUUGACGCUAAGGGAAAAGUCUAACGCGGAAACGUUCACGUUAGACGUAGAGACACUCUGUCUAGACGACGAGACGGACAGUAGAUGCAGAACCAGUCGAUCUUACCGACUGUGUCUACCUCGACAGCAAACGAAUUCGCUACCGAUCUCGACGAUUGAUGAUCUUGUCGACUUCUUGUCGUGGCUACCGGAAUAUGUCGAUGCGUUUUCAUCUCUUCACCCACCCGUUCUACGUCUCGCGUCUUGCCCAGUCUGGUUGAAAGGAGACGUAGAAUUAGAAGACUACGUUAGAAAGGUUGCUUCGUUACACCGCAAGUGCAUACCAUUUCAGCUCGGAUAUUCCAACGGUUUGGACAUACGACAGAUCAGUCCGCUCACCCUAACGUUCGUCCACGCCGACAACAUGGGCACGAAGUUAUCGGGCACGAUUGUCGAUACGUCGAUCACUGUUGUUCAACUUCGUCGAUUUGCCGAGACGUUUUUCGGUCUCGAUGAGCAGGCGAUUGUAGCUUUGGACACGCACAACGAGCCGAUGAGCUUGCAAGACAACUGGACGUGGAAUGAAGUUGUCUCUCGUUUUCGAGCACAUGAUGAUGGUCAUGGGACAGCAGACGUGACGCUUAGGCUUGUUCAACGAUCUGAAGAAAAAUCGACGGACGACCCAGCGAGUCUCUUAAGCUUCGAGGGCGUGCCGACAAGUCUGACGGUGCGGGUGAAGGAUUCGACUAGGACGUGUGAAAUUGCUCUUACAGACAGUUGCAAUGUGGGAGAUAUUAUUCAGUUGUCACUGAAUGAACUCGCUCUGUCUGAAAAGGUGGACUCAAGCAAGUGUGUUCUCUGUAUCGGAAUUUUUGAAGUAGAAGAUAGAAAUUGGACUCUGAAUGACAUUGUAGGGGAAGACUGGAAGCACAUUGAACUCGAACUCAAAUUGCCACCACUGUUAUGAAAUGGAGGUCGAUACGAAUGAUUCAUGAUAUCAGUAUUACAUGUAUUGUCGCUAAUCAAGCUGUUAUUGCCUUAUCUAUUCUACUUAUGUACCUGGAGGGUAUGCUAUAGAGCUGAGAUGAUUUAUCCAUGCUGAGAUGCGGAUGUUGACCAAUGGAACUAGAAACGUAUUUCAUACUAAGAGACUAACUUUCUAUCAUGACAGCUGUUUGCAUGUAUGCAUUGACUGUUGAUUGUUGAUUUUGUAUUCUGUGGGUUUACUGUUUGUAUUUGUAUUGCAUUAUCAUAGCCAAGCGGAUAUACGGGAGAGUUUUGGGUCAUG
This is a messenger RNA of Corticium candelabrum, 4287 nucleotides long. RefSeq lists its product as uncharacterized. The transcript has a single exon. NCBI's taxonomy places the organism in Eukaryota, Metazoa, Porifera, Homoscleromorpha, Homosclerophorida, Plakinidae. Bases 10 to 3966 code for a protein of 1318 amino acids. The record is from RefSeq and is a predicted model, not a curated record.